Messenger RNA from Impatiens glandulifera, 1570 nucleotides. RefSeq names its product cellulose synthase A catalytic subunit 3 [UDP-forming]-like. Gene Ontology annotation, molecular function: cellulose synthase activity. Lineage: Eukaryota; Viridiplantae; Streptophyta; Magnoliopsida; Ericales; Balsaminaceae. Gene Ontology annotation, cellular component: trans-Golgi network; plasma membrane. The record is from RefSeq and is a predicted model, not a curated record. The transcript is spliced from 8 exons. The coding region runs from base 135 to 1148 and encodes 337 amino acids. Gene Ontology annotation, biological process: cellulose biosynthetic process; plant-type primary cell wall biogenesis.
CUCAGUUUUUUCCCUCAUAAAUCUCUGUAAUCCUUAAUGAAUCGUUGUUUCAGGUCGUGGAACUUUUGAAAUGUUAGUAGGGUAACUUUGUAAUUGAAGUUGAAGAGACUUAUACUCCGUUUUUAUGAGUAACAAUGGAGUCGGAAGGAGAAACUGGGAGUAAGAAGCAAUUGAAGAAUUUGGGUGGUCAGAUCUGCCAGAUCUGUAGUGAUAAUGUCGGCACAGCUGUGGAUGGUGAACCAUUUAUUGCUUGCGAUGUUUGUGCGUUUCCUGUUUGCAGACCAUGUUAUGAGUAUGAGAGGAAAGAUGGGAAUCAGUCAUGCCCUCAGUGCAAGACUCAUUACAAGAGGCAUAAAGGAAGCCCAACUAUUCAUGGUGAUGGAGAAGAGGAGGUUGAUUUGAAUGCUGCCACUCGAGAUUUUAACCAUACGGAAAAUCAGUAUGAGAAGCAGAAAGUUGCAGAACGUAUGUUGAGCUGGCACACAUCUUAUGGACGAGGUGAAGAUGUUGCGCCUCCAAAUUAUGACAAAGAAGUCUCCCACAAUCACAUUCCUUUACUAACUAGUGGACAUGAGGUAUCUGGAGAAUUAUCUGCUGCAUCACCUGAACAAAUGUCCAUGGCAUCUCCUGGACCUGCUGGAGGAAACUCAAAUAUUAGGGUUGUCGAUCCUGUUAGGGAAUUCGGUGCCUCUGGAUUGGGCAAUGUGGCUUGGAAAGAGAGGGUUGAAGGGUGGAAGAUGAAGCAAGAUAAAAGUACAGUUGUUCAAACUACAACCAGUCACGCGGCUUCAGAGAGGGGUGUUGGAGAUAUUGAUGCUACCACUGAUGUGCUUGUGGAUGACUCUCUUCUGAAUGAUGAAGCUAGGCAGCCUCUUUCGAGGAAGGUUUCAGUUCCUUCAUCCAGGAUAAAUCCGUAUAGGAUGGUUAUUGUUCUACGUCUGGUUAUUCUGAUUAUUUUCUUGCAUUAUCGGAUAACCAAUCCUGUGCGUAAUGCGUAUGCACUUUGGUUGGUAUCUGUGAUUUGUGAGAUCUGGUUUGCAAUAUCCUGGAUUUUGGAUCAGUUCCCUAAGUGGCUUCCGAUUAACAGAGAGACAUAUCUCGACCCCACUCAGCACAAUCGCGUACACAAAUCACACUGUCCUUCCUGAAGCUUUGGAGAAAUGGUCACAAGCUGUGAUGUGGAAACUUCUUCCUCGACACAUGGAGAUCAUUCAAGAAAUUGACAAACGGUUUAUUGAAAUGGUGAAAUCCACGUCGUCGCCAGACCUUGAGCAUAAACUCUCAAGUCUAUGCAUUUUGGAUAACAAUCCCCAGAAACCAGUGGUUAGGAUGGCAAACUUAUGUGUGGUGUCUUCACAUUCGGUAUUGUUGAAUCUCUUUCAUAUUCCUUCUCUUUAUAUUAGACUUAAUACUUACUAGAAGGACCAUGUAAUUAAGAAGAUCCCCUGAGUAGAAAGUUCUCUGAAGAUUAAAAGUUACAUGUUGGUUGUUGUUUGAGAUCAACUGUAAAAGUUUUCUUUAGCUUAUGUGACUUUAUAAUUUAAUAAUUCAAAACCUUUCUAUUGGUGAA